CUCAGGAUAGACAUAUGUCUGGUUUGCGUUUGUAACAGGAUGUUUGGCUAUUCUUAUAUCCGAUAUCUCCACAUUCCCCUGGUCCUGACUCGAAGUGCAUUUCUCCAAACAUGUGGUGCAUGUCAAUGUUGCGAAUUGGGCCGAAGCGUCAUCAGAGUCGAGGAACCAGCGCGCCGGAAACCACAAAACUUUGGAAAUCCAGGGACCUCGAGUUGUGACCUCAUUGUUUCUUUUCAAUCAGAUCGCGUACCUACGCUAUCCCAGUGCUUUCCACCAACUGCAAGACGAGGCUCUGCCGAUCGUCCCACUGACUGACGGCCGAAUCAGAAGCAGGGCCCGUCCCGGCUCCGGGCUAGCACUAGCGACGGGACUCGGUGCCGCUACUCCGCUAGUGACCUAGCCUCACGGGUCUCACCGGAUCCUGUUAAAUAUCUUUGUGCUUCCUCAACUUUCACCUCCUCCGUUUUCUUCC
Molecule: messenger RNA, 472 nt
Organism: Neurospora tetraspora
Lineage: Eukaryota; Fungi; Ascomycota; Sordariomycetes; Sordariales; Sordariaceae
Exons: 1
Coding region: 40-315 (91 amino acids)
Source: RefSeq, a predicted model, not a curated record